GGCUUGUACAUUAAUUGCAUGACCCACUGCCCUGCUUCCCGACAUCAAAGACAUGAGAAAUAUAAUUUAUUCACUCAAGACAUAUCACCGUGUCAUUUGAUGCAAUUAAAUGACCACUAGCGUUACUUUCUUUCAUCUGAAAUAUCAUCUUGCUUCAUUUUCAAAAUGAUUUGGGGAUAAAUCUCAGAAUUCCAACAAUUCCAAAAUGUACUGAACGCGGCAUUUGUACUACUUCCUCCAUUCUCGCGCAAACUCACAUCGUAGUAGAAUGCGGAUUUCUAUGCUAACCUAACGAGCUAGCUCAUUUUGCUAAAAACAAGCUCAUUGUUGGGACUUUUCCGAGCGUUAAAAUGUCUAAAACGCACCCGCUGUCCCCGUUAUCUUCAGCGGGGACGACUACCGGGGGUCAUUCGUCGUCCUCGUCGUCUUCCUCCGCCGGGGGCUCGACAUCUCCCGCAACCGUGUUGAACGUUCAGCCCGAAAAACCUCAACACUACACCUACCUAAAGGAGUUCAGAACGGAGCAGUGUCCCCUGUUUGUCCAGCAUAAAUGUACACAACACCGGCCUUUUUCCUGUUUCCACUGGCACUUCUUGAACCAGCGGCGCCGCAGGCCCAUGCGCAAACGGGACGGGACAUUCAACUACAGCCCAGAUAUUUAUUGUACCAAAUAUGACGAGGGAACAGGAACCUGUCCUGAUGGAGAUGAAUGUGCAUUUCUACAUCGGACAGCUGGCGACACGGAGCGGCGGUAUCACCUGCGCUACUAUAAGACGGGGUCUUGCAUUCACGAAACGGAUACGAGAGGCCACUGCAGCAAGAACGGCUGCCAUUGUGCCUUUGCUCAUGGGUCACAUGACCUGCGCAGCCCUGUGUAUGAUGUGAGGGAAGUGCAGGUCAUCGAGUGUCAAGGUGGCACGGGACCGUCAGAAGGAGCUGGAGGAGACGGCCAGUCGGGCCAGGCGGCGAGCACGGCCCUCAUAGAGAAGAUUCUGAGUGAGGAACCACGCUGGCAAGAUAACAACUAUGUGUUGUCCCACUACAAGACCGAGCUGUGCAAGAAGCCGCCUCGCCUGUGUCGUCAGGGUUACGCCUGCCCGUAUUAUCAUAACAGCAAAGACAGGCGGCGCAGCCCGCAUAAGCACAAAUACAGAGCUUUGCCAUGUCCGGCGGUGAAACUGAGCGAGGAGUGGGGUGAUCCGAGCAAAUGUGAGUGCGCGGAGGGAUGCCAGUAUUGCCACACGAGAACGGAACAACAGUUCCAUCCCGAGAUCUACAAGUCCACAAAGUGCAAUGACAUGCAGCAGUGCGGCAGCUGUCCCAGAGGACCCUUUUGUGCUUUUGCUCACGUUGAAAAAGCAUUUGUCUUCGAGGAGUCCUUCUCCUCACCCAGAUCCCCCCCACCUCUCCGUCCGCCAGAUCCCGGCUCCGCAGAGGAGUUUGAGUCAAGAGGACAUAAUAAGGGGCUCGGUCAGGUCGGUGACCCCUUCUCGCCCUCUGCCGGGUCACAUGUUGCGGAGCAAGGCCUGCUGGGUAAUGUGCUGAGUCUUUGCGAGGACAUGAGGGGAGCAGCUGAGCCGUUGUCUUCUUGGGUGGGAGAGGGAGGCUAUGGCAGGGCGCCCGGAUUUGAGAGGGAGGAUCAGGCGAAACAGAGGAGUUUUGCCCUCGAGCAGCGCAGCAGAGAAGCGGCAUCGGCGCAAAGCAGUAAACAGGAUCUGCUGGUAUUUCUGCCAGUAGGCAGUCCUUUAAGUCUGUCAUCCAGCAUCCCCUCCAGUCUGGCCGCGACCCCACCCAGCCCUGCGCCCCUCGGACCCCCGGGGGCCGGCAUCGCAUCAGGCAUGAAUGCCAAUGCCUUGCCCUUCUACCCCACCAGUGAGACAGUGGAGUCUGUUGUUGAGUCGGCGCUGGAUGAUCUCGACCUGAAUGAUUUUGGUACUUCAGCGUUGGAAAGGGGCUUGGAGAGUAGUUCAAGUCUGCCGCGGGUGGGAGUGAGGCUCGGUAACCGGCUUCAGAGCUCAGCCCCAGUCAACAUCCCAGGAUCCUUCAGCACACCUGCUCCUUUUAGCUCUCCCUCGCCGUCGCCCCCAAUCAGACCACGCGCUUCCCCAUUCUUCUCCACUCAGCUGUCCCAACCCGGACAGCAAGAGAGUCCCUUCCUGGGCCCAUCCCAUAGCUCCUUAGGUCUUAAUGGUAUGAGCAGUAACAUCUGGGAGCACUUCCCGUCAGGCCAGGGCUCCCCUGGCACACCCCCAGCCCUGAUGCCCUCGGGCCCAUGUGCGGAGACAUCCAGGCUCAAACAGGAGCUCGAGGAGGCUCACAGGGCGCUGAAGCAGUGGGGACACAGCUGGAGACACACAGCUCAGUCGUGGGCCACGCUGAAAGCAGACGCUGAGGAGUCACGUGCCCACGCGGCGCGGUUGGCUAUGGAGGCCGAGAGAAACAGGCAGGCUGAGGAGGAGGCACAGAGACAAUCUUCUCUCCUGGAGGAGGCGCUGGAGACCCUGAGGAGCGGAGACAAUCCCCAUCUAUCGUUGCACCAGCUGCAGAUGCUACACAGACUUCCCUUGGAAUCCAUCCUCAGUCUGCAAGCGCAACUCUGCAGCUGUUUACACACUGUGGAACAGGUGGUGUACAAGAAACAGAGGCAGUGCUGUGUGUCGUGUGGAGAGCAGGGCUCCGUCUCGCUGCCAUGCGGCCAUGGACUACAUUGCGAGAGCUGCUCCACCUCCACAGAGUGCCCUCGCUGUCCUGAACAAACACUGGAGCAGAAGCAGCAGCAGCUCUCCUGACACUUCGGACCAGUCAGACCACCACACACAUCGGAGAUUCCACAUUAGUCAGUCUUGAUUCCACGACCACCAGCCAUGGAUCUUUGACACCAUUCCAGACUUUGUCGAGGUUCUUUUUUACUCUUUAUUGCAACGUGAAUACAUGAUGAUUCCCGACAGACGAUCAUUUCAUGGGGUACAGUGAACAGGCGCUGCCUCGAAUAGCAAAAAUCCAUGCAGAUUGACAUCCACGCAAAAAGAUUUGUAGUUGCCUCGAGCAACUUUUUUUCUAUUGGACAAGGCUAUGGCCUGACUAAAUGAAGCUUGUCCCCUCAUGUCAACAUAGUUCCUUGGCCCCAAAGCAAUAUUUCUACAUUAGACAUGGCUAUGGCCUGAGCACAUUUUUCAAUGAAUAAUGGACGACCAGUUCCCAAAUUUCAAAUACAAGGCUUCAUUGUGCUUGUGGUUAAUCAGCCAUUCGUGAGUAAUUAAGAGAAUAAUUUCCAGUUUUACCAAUGGGAACAUCAGCAUAUUUUCAUCCGAUUGCUCAUGACCAGCACCACUGUUUUUUACACCUACUGUAAUCUUGAUGUGAUUAAUUAACAUCAAUUAGCAUAUUUGACUUCUUUUUUUAAGACUCUGCUUCAGAAUGAAAUGUGGCCACUUGAGGUACACGACACGUGCUUGUAAUGAGAAAUAACCGGCACUGCCCAAAUAGAAAACAAUCCUUACUCGGUUGUGACUGACAAAAGGAAUUGAUUGUGAAGGUAGAAGUCGCCAGAAGUGCAGAAUUGCUCGGCCUCAUGCAAAUAAUGUAAUAUAUAAAGUAACACAGCCGGAUUGCACUGUAUGAUACAAGUGUACCUAAUCAAGUGACUAUUUUUGCAGCGCCGUCAAUCAUCAGAGUUGCCGGCGGGGAUUUCAAAAUGCAUUGCCGUGGCAUGUCACGAAAAAAAAAACAAAAAGCAUUUAGCAUUAAUUUUUUUUUUGUUUUUGUAAUGGCUAACAAAUUUCAUAAAUGCUAACUUAUGAAUCACGUGCAGACUUUUAUACGUUUUUGACAUCAUUUCUGUCCACAUCAAUGUCAGACUGUCUCAAUGUAUGGAUGACAAGGCAAAACGGCAACAUUUUGAUAUGUUAACCAAAUCAUGAGUCUUAGUAAGGUGAUGUGAUAUAAACCCUAAAGGGCAUAUUUCAUCUCAUCCAUAUAAAUUGUACAAUAUAUCUAGCUAUAGCCAAAGGGGGCCGACAGGAGUUAGUGGAGGUGUUGUUUAUAUACUGAAUUUGUUGUUUUCAUUGUAAUUUUUAGCAAAAGAAAUAAUAAAUAAUUAAAACAUGCAAAUAGGAACAAAGUACUUAGUGAAUACAUUUAGAAUGAACUAUACAACAGGCAGCCUCUGUUAAAGCACUCAGGUUUCUCAAAGAGAAAUGCAUAUGAACACAAUCAAGCGAAAUAUACUCAGUCGACUUGUGUAGUCUUUUAAAUUACUUUUUUUUU
Hippocampus comes (tiger tail seahorse) is the source of this 4266-nucleotide messenger RNA. It is a transcript of the gene unk, whose product is annotated as unk zinc finger. Gene Ontology annotation, biological process: cell morphogenesis involved in neuron differentiation. The record is from RefSeq and is a predicted model, not a curated record. Gene Ontology annotation, molecular function: mRNA CDS binding; metal ion binding. The transcript is spliced from 15 exons. The coding region runs from base 351 to 2789 and encodes 812 amino acids. Lineage: Eukaryota; Metazoa; Chordata; Actinopteri; Syngnathiformes; Syngnathidae.